Messenger RNA from Argiope bruennichi, 4541 nucleotides. RefSeq names its product ephrin type-B receptor 1-B-like (gene Eph). Gene Ontology annotation, molecular function: transmembrane-ephrin receptor activity; ATP binding; protein binding. Lineage: Eukaryota; Metazoa; Arthropoda; Arachnida; Araneae; Araneidae. Gene Ontology annotation, cellular component: plasma membrane; neuron projection. The transcript is spliced from 17 exons. The record is from RefSeq and is a predicted model, not a curated record. Gene Ontology annotation, biological process: axon guidance; protein phosphorylation; cell surface receptor protein tyrosine kinase signaling pathway. Bases 71 to 3136 code for a protein of 1021 amino acids.
AGCAGUCGCAAGGACUGAGUGCUCGCCAGUGACAUCGUUUGGCUUGCUGUUUUCCACUGGCCGCGAGUGGAUGUGGUGCGAGAUGCCUUUUCUCGCUUUGUGUCGGUUUCGGAUCUGUUAUUCGCUUUGGAUAUUAGUGUUUAUUACGGAUAUUAUUGUGUGCCUGUCAGAGAGUAGGUUUGGAUAUCAAGAUAAUAAAGUGGUACUACUUGACACAACACAAGAAAGUUCCUUAGAGUGGACGAGAUACCCAUAUGGGCCACAAGCAAGAACGCCUGGAUGGGUCGAAGAAAGUUUUACAAAUUUCGAACAAGGGAUCAAUUGGCGAUCUUACGUCGUGUGCGAUGUUGCGUACAACAGUGUCAACAAUUGGCUAUGGACUCCUUUCAUUGAGCGGAGAGAGGCCAACAGAAUGUACAUUGAAGUGAAAUUCAGCAUGCGGGACUGCAACCUUUUCCCCGGAAUGGCACUCUCUUGCAAAGAGACCUUCUCUCUUCUCUACUACGAAUUCGAUGCUGCCACAAAAGAGCCCCCACCCUGGGAACCCGAUUCGUACAAGCUCAUCGACCGCAUCGCCGCCGACGAAGGCCGUUUCACAUCGACAAGUGAAGUCAUCAUCAACACAGAAGUUAGAAGUGUGCCAAUCACUAAAAAGGGGGUGUAUUUCGCGUUCCGAGACCAAGGGGCCUGCCUGUCUCUUAUAGCAAUAAAAGUGUACUAUAUUACUUGUCCGUCUGUGACUUUGAAUUUUGCAUAUUUCCCAGAAACGCCCACUGGUCAUGAGCUUCCAGCAAUAGUAUCCGCUGAGGGUCAAUGUGUGGCCAACACAGCUGUAGUGGAUACACCACGUCUUCUGUGUAAAGGCGAUGGUAACUGGACUCUUCCGUCUGGUGGUUGCAAAUGUGUGGCUGGUUAUGAACCAGUAGAUCAAUCUUGUCAGUUGUGCUCAAUGGGAACAUAUAAAGAAAAUGUUGGAGAUGAACUUUGCAUGCCCUGUCCUUUACAUAGUACAGCUACAUUUACUGGGUCUGUUGAAUGUCAGUGUGAUAAGAAUUACUACAGAUCGCCUAAAGAUCCAAAAUCAUGGCCUUGCACUGAACCACCAUCCAAACCUUUGAAUUUGUCCGAGACUUUUGUGGAUCAAUCUUCUGUUCUUCUUACAUGGUAUAGUCCCAAAUAUUUGGGUGGUCGCAAUGACACAUUUUACAAAGUUACAUGCGAUAAAUGUGGUGCCGGAGUCACUUAUGUACCCUCUCAACAAGGCUUCACUGAUACAAAAGUUACAGUAACUGGUCUUAGUCCUGUUACAACCUACACAUUCAGAAUCUAUGCUGAAAAUGGAGUUUCCAGCUUCACUGCUAGCAAGUAUUCAGAAAUAACAAUCACAACUGAAGCAUCAGUUCCCUCUCUUGUUUCAAAUGUUCGAAUAAAAUCAGUGAAAAGUUCAGAGAUAUCUCUGGAAUGGGAUGCACCAGAUGAUCCAUUUUCUGAUACAGAAAAUUAUGAAGUCAGGUAUUACCAAAAAGGGCAUGAAAGAAAUGGAUCAACAGCCACUACUACAAAAGAAGAAAUUACAAUACCAAGUUUAAAAGAGGGAACAAUGUAUGGAUUUCAGGUUCGAGCUAAAACUACUCAUGGUUGGGGUGAUUAUAGCAAAACUGUUUUCAAGACAACUGGUGCAAAACUUGCCACUCGAGAAUUGGUAGCUGAUGAUCAAGUUCAGGUGCCAAUUAUUGUGGGAGUUGCAGUCACUGUUGUGGCUGUUAUUGUGUUUGUAAUUGUUAUUAUCAUGCUCUAUAUAAGAAGAAGUUCUGAUGAAUGCAAUAAAAAACAACCAAGUGAUUGUGAUACCCUUGAGUACCGUAAUGGGGAAGGUAAGAAAUUAGUGCCAGCACUUGUACACCCACCUAUUGUUCCCACUGCAUGGUUGACUACUCCAUUAUUCACCCAAUGUGGUGCUUCGAGAGCCUAUAUUGACCCACAUACUUAUGAAGAUCCCAAUCAAGCUGUUAGAGAAUUUACAAAGGAAAUCGAUGCCUCUCACAUUACCAUUGAGUCGAUUAUUGGAGGAGGUGAAUUCGGUGACGUUUGUAAAGGUCGGUUAAAACUUCAAGGGCAAACUGAAGUUACAGUUGCUAUCAAAACUUUGAAACCAAGUUCAUCUGACAAAGCUCGUAUGGAUUUCCUGACUGAAGCUAGCAUCAUGGGGCAGUUUGAUCAUCCUAAUGUUAUUUACCUUCAAGGUGUAGUGACCAAAAGCAACCCAGUGAUGAUAAUCACAGAAUUUAUGGAAAAUGGAUCAUUAGAUACAUUCUUAAGGGCAAACGAUGGUAAAUUUCAAGUUAUCCAACUGGUUGGAAUGUUAAGAGGCAUUGCAGCUGGUAUGCAGUACUUGGCAGAAAUGAAUUAUGUACAUAGGGAUCUUGCUGCUCGAAAUGUUUUAGUUAAUGGUAAUUUGGUUUGCAAAAUAGCUGAUUUUGGACUCUCUAGAGAAAUUGAAAGUGCCACAGAGGGCGCUUACACAACCAGAGGAGGGAAAAUUCCUGUUCGAUGGACUGCACCUGAAGCCAUUGCUUAUAGGAAAUUCACAUCUGCUAGUGAUGUCUGGAGUUUUGGCAUUGUAUUUUGGGAAGUCAUGUCUUAUGGCGAACGACCAUAUUGGAAUUGGUCUAACCAAGAUGUUAUCAAAAGUAUUGAGAAGGGGUAUAGGCUUCCAGCUCCAAUGGAUUGUCCUGAAGCUCUGCAUCAGUUGAUGCUUGAUUGUUGGCAGAAAGAGCGUGCUCACAGACCAACAUUUGCUGUUAUAGUCAAAACUUUAGAUAAGCUUAUGCGAUGUCCUGAAAGUUUGAAAAAGAUAGCACAAAACAGGCACCAGAAUCCUUUGGAUCCCAAUGCUCCAGAUAUGACCCAGUUUAAAACAGUGGAUGAAUGGCUGGCUGGCAUAAAAAUGCAGCGCUACCAAGAAAACUUCCAGCAGGCUGGAAUCACUACUAUGGAUGCUGUGACCCGCAUCACCCUGAAGGACUUAACAGCCCUAGGGGUGACACUGGUUGGCCAUCAGAAGAAAAUCAUUAACAGCAUCCAAACCAUGAGAGCCCAACUGAAUGCUAACAUGUCUGAAGGAUUUCUAGUGUAGUAGAAAAGCUCAAACUAGCUUGACAAAACUUUGUAAAAUUGGGAAGCUGGUAACAAACCUCAGCGCCCUGACUAGUUUUCAAACAGGUGCCAUUGCAGCCGAUGUUCAAUUUUGGAAACAAAAGCUUCCAUGCAAGAAUUUGCAUCGGUGUGAUGUGAUAAGUGGCACAGGGUGCAAAACAGCAUCCAUUUGAGCCAGAGCUGCUUGCUUGCCAAUUUGCUCACUGUUUGGCAUCUGUUCCUCCUGGAAGACCAGGCCAGUCAAUAGGGAAACCUUUCUUUCUGUAUAUAUGACAUAUCAGAUGUUGGAUAUUACACAUUACGUGACCAUGUGACGCCACUUCCGAAAUCUGGGCUAUCCGAUGGGCACAUUGCAAGUGGUGGAACAGCCACAUAUCAUUCCAUAAAAAUUUUGAAGACUGUUGGUGUACUUAAUUUGUAUUUGAAUUGCAGCUGCAUAUGUGUCACUGGAAUCAUUCGACUCAUUUUUUUUUUUUUUUUUUUUUUCAUUUUUUUCAUCUGUGAUCUUCAACAAUCUGUAAAUAUGCAACAGGGUGUCUAUAUACAUGUCCAAGUGUUAUUUCUCCUCAUACUUUUUGUAGCAACACUGUGCUUUUAUGUUUAUUAUGUACAUAAGUCCAGACAUUUAGAGUUCUCCCAUUAUAAUUUUGGUUUUUGAGCAUCCUUGCUUCAGGGAGUAAUCUUUGGUUGCAGGGAUCAGUCACUUUUUUCCUCCGUUGCAGCUGUUGAUUAUAUUCUGUGAUGCAUGCGCUUAGAGAGCAUCUGUGUUUCCAUAUUAGUAGCAUUUUUCAAUAUGCUUGUGUAUAUCAGCAUCUUAGUCUUCAGACAGAAGAAGAAAAAAAAUGAAAAUUUUCCUAUAAGUUCAUUUAGAAAUAGUAAAGACUUUAUUUGUGAAUGUGAAGUUAAUUCACAAUGGCAAUAUUAUUCUGUGUGAAAGAUAGUGCAUAAGUCUAUGUAUUUCUGAUAGUUUAUGCUGAUUUUGCAGCAUAGGAAUAUAUCCACCUUUUAAAAUGAAUUGCCUUCUGUCUCAUUGAGUUUGUUUAAUAUCAAGUUAAUGCACAUUAUUCAGUAAAUCUACACUUCGUAGAAAGGUGCAUCUUAAAAAUAAUAAUGUCAUUUGUUGCUGUUCCUACAUAAACAAUCAGAAAUAAUUACCAAGUAGUGGUGCUGUGUUCUCACAUUACUAUGCAACUACAAUCUUUAAGGAUGAAGCUCAUAAAGCAAUAGAAGUGAUGAUAUAUUAUGCAUCAUUGCACAGAUGCAUUUGACUAGUGAUAAAAAUAUAUAAAAAUGCACUUUACUUGAAAUUAACUGGAGAAAUCGAAGUUUUCUAUGCACAUCUCUGAAUGUGACUUGCAAAGCCCUGAUAUUUCAUGGUUCUUAUA